Penicillium cinerascens is the source of this 1026-nucleotide messenger RNA. Its product is annotated as zinc-binding alcohol dehydrogenase family protein. The record is from RefSeq and is a predicted model, not a curated record. Lineage: Eukaryota; Fungi; Ascomycota; Eurotiomycetes; Eurotiales; Aspergillaceae. The coding region runs from base 1 to 1026 and encodes 341 amino acids. Gene Ontology annotation, molecular function: oxidoreductase activity, acting on NAD(P)H. The transcript has a single exon.
AUGUCGUCAACCCACCAAGCGGCCAUAAUUCCGCAACAGGGCGGCCCUCUAUCCAUAGUCCAGCGACCAACACCGACGCCAGGCCCCAAAGAACUCUUAAUUGAAGUCCACGCCGUGGCCGUAAACCCAGUCGAUGUGUACCAACGAGACAUGGGAAUCUUCAUCUCCGAAUACCCCGCCGUCGUCGGCUCCGACGUCAGCGGCAUCGUGGUCAAGUCAGGUAGCUCCGUGGAUACUGUCAUUCCCGAGGGUACAAGAGUGACUGCAUUCGCCAGUGCAUUUUACCAGAAGGGAGCGCCGAACUACGGAGCACUCCAAAGAUACGUGCUUGUUUCGGAGGAGAUGGUUACCGUGCUUCCGGACUCGUUUUCGUUUACGGAGGGGAGUGUCUUUCCCAUGGCUGCGCUGACGACGUGGAAUGGGUGGCUGUGGGCCGGUGUUCCACGCGAGCCGUCUUCCAAGGGAACCGAGGGUGUUCUCGUCUGGGGCGGGUCGAGUAGUAUGGGCGCGUUUGCGGUGCAAGCGGCGAAGCUGUCCGGGUAUACGGUUUAUGCGACAGCUAGUCCGCAGCAUCAUGAGUACCUGAAGGGACUCGGGGCAUCGCGGGUCUUUGAUUACAAGUCUGAGGAUGUGUUGAAGAAAAUUGUGAAUGCAUCGCGGGAAGAUGGAUUGACGUUCAAGAUGGGAUAUCAUGCUACUGGGUCGCAGCAGUUGUCUGUGGAUGUUCUGGAUGCGUUGCGAGGGGAGGAGAAGGUUAAGUUGGCGAUUGCGCCUAGGGUGGAUAUCGACGUGAAGGUUCCGAAGGGGGUUGAGACUGCUUUUGUUUCGGCGCCUGAGGAUCCGGAGGAGAGACAGGAGAGGCUCGUUUGGAUUUUUAAGACUUGGUUGCAGGAGAAGCUUGCGGCUGGGCAGUUGGUUCCUAGUCCGAGGAUCCAAGUGGUUGAAGGGGGGUUGGAAUCUGCUAAUAAGGCUUUGGAUGAGUUGAAGACAGGUGUGAGUGGUGUCAAGCUUGUUUUGGAGCUUUAG